CUGAAGACUCAUAAAACCCCCGGAUCCAGCUGUCCAUGUUGGGGCCGUCUUAUAAGCAGGGAACUCUUUUAGUGUCUUGCGGUUAGAAAGGUUUGAAACAUAAAGAAGAUCCGCGUCACCAUGUAUUUCGGAGGUUUGGGCGAACUCUUAUGUUGAAAGGCCAGAUCGGAAGUAGGGAACGGUUAGUAUAUCUGACAUGCAGUCUUCUCAAAACGGAUCCGCUGUAUUAUAUUUACACACUAAAUAAUGAUCCUAUGUAACGCACCGGCUUGAAGCGAACCCGUCCGAGGUCCGGCUCGGCAGAAGACUGCAGAACGGCUGCUGUGAUGCACGCCUGGCCGAAACUGCAUUACAUGUUAGUAACUACACACACGCACUCUCUCCUGGAGAUGUGCUGCUCCGAGUCUCGGUGGACCGAGAUGGCCUACGGACUGUGUUUUAAGGAAGAGAUGUCAUACAAUAUGCUGUGAUUUUAAGAUUGUCUCCAGCUUUGCCCUGGGUCUCAAGAGAGGAGUCUUCCCCACUCAUGGGGACCUGGAGCUGAUAGAGUACAGGGGGUUCCCUCUCUUCCUCCCCCCACUCCUCCUCCCUCUCCUCCUCCCCCCACUCCCCCUCCCUCUCCUCCUCCCCCCACUCCCCCUCCCUCCCCUCCUCACUCUCGUCGACCCAUGACCAGAAGGGGUCUGUGACCGGGGGGCCGCCAUGCGUGUGACCUUCUGCCAGGGGCUGCUGUCCGGGGCCAUCGUCCUGAACCUCCUCAUCCUGUACUUUGUGUCCCGGGCCCAGCAGCAGAUGAUGGAGAAGCGGAAGGACUUCGGCCGGGGCUCCAGGAGGGCGGGUCUGCAGGCCUCCAACCUGGCGGCGGGUCUGGCGGGGCCCGUGGGCGGGCUGGCGGGGGGCGGAGCGGCCGGGCCGGAGGGGAACAGCCGCGGCCCCCGCGUCACCGUGCUCCUCCGGGAGUUUGAGCACUUUGAGAACUACGUGGGGGAGGUGGCGCGCUCCUUCCUCCGCCUGCGGCCGGAGCUGCCCUUCCUGGCCGUGGCGGACACCCUGCCCUACCCGCCCCUGGAGCUCCCCGAGGGCGGCGCCCGGCUGCUGGUGCUGUUCCCCAGCCCUGACCAGCCGCCCCAGGCCCACCGGCCCGAGUUCCACGUGCAGACGGAGUUCGUGCUGCUGGUGCCGGACGGCGUGGAGCUGGAGCAGGGCAGGGCCGUGGAGCGGCUGAUCCGGGAGCUGGAGGGGGAGGGUGGCGGGCCGGUGAGGCUGGUGGCCGCCCCGGUGCAGGCCCGCUCCGCCGCCAAGUGCCUCCACCUGCGGGUCAGCCUGCGGGAGUGGACGGCCACCUACACGGCGGCGGCGGCGGGCAGCAGCGGCAGCGUGUGCACGGCGCUGCAGGGCGACGCGGUGGUGCUGCUGCGCUCGGAGGACCUCUUCAACCUGUCGGUGCCGCUCGGCCGCCCGCUCUUCCCCUCGCUCUUUGUCCAGACCUCGCUGCGGGGCUGGAAGGUCAAGCUGCUGGAGAGCCCACUGUUCUCGGCCCGUCGGCGGCCGCUCUUCAGCUCCGCCCACAACCAGUGGAAGGCGGACUCGGGGCUGCGGGAGGCGGCCGGUCGGCUGAUGAGGGGCUUCGGCCUCAAGCGGCUGCUGCUGCCCGACGGGAAGGAGCAGUGGCACGGCUGUGGCAAGGAGACGGCGCGCUGCUUCGGCACGGUGCGCGACGACACGCCCGACUACCUCUACACGGACCGCUGGACGCCGCCCUGCUGCCUGCGCGCGCUCCGAGAGACCGCCAAGUACGUGGUGAACAUCCUGGAGGGCUCGGGCGUGCGCUACUGGCUGGAGGGCGGCAGCCUGCUGGGAGCAGCGCGCCACCAGGACAUCAUCCCAUGGGACUACGACGUGGACCUGGGCGUGUACCUGGAGGACGUGCCCAACUGCGACCAGCUCAAGAACCUGGACUCGGGUUCGCUGGUGGACGCCAACGGCUACGUGUGGGAGCGCGCCGUGGAGGGGGACUUCUACCGGGUGCAGUACAGCGAGGCCAACCACCUCCACGUCGACCUCUGGCCCUUCUACCCGCGCAACGGCGUGAUGACCAAGGACACCUGGACCGAGCACAAGCAGGACGUGGAGUUCCCCGAGCACUUCCUGCAGCCGCUGGUGCCCAUGCCCUUCGCCGGCAUCACCGCCUACGCCCCCAACAACCCCCGGGCCUUCCUGGAGCUCAAGUUUGGAGAGGGGGUCAUCGAGAACCCCCAGUACCCCAACCCGGCGAGGAAGAGGCUGGACCGCAGCAGGUUAUGAAGAGGGUCUGACCCCCAGUACCCCAACCCGGGGGCAGGAAGGGGCAGGUUAUGAAGAGGGUCUGACCCCCAGUACCCCAACCUGGGGGCAGGAGGGGGCAGGUUAUGAAGAGGGUCUGACCCGCAGUACCCCAACCCGGGGGCAGGAAGGGGCAGGUUAUGAAGAGGGUCUGACCCGCAGUACCCCAACCCGGGGGCAGGAAGGGGCAGGUUAUGAAGAGGGUCUGACCCCCAGUACCCCAACCCGGGGGCAGGAAGGGGCAGGUUAUGAAGAGGGUCUGACCCCCAGUACCCCAACCUGGGGGCAGGAGGGGGCAGGUUAUGAAGAGGGUCUGACCCGCAGUACCCCAACCUGGGGGCAGGAGGGGGCAGGUUAUGAAGAGGGUCUGACCCGCAGUACCCCAACCCGGGGGCAGGAGGGGGCAGGUUAUGAAGAGGGUCUGACCCGCAGUACCCCAACCCGGGGGCAGGAGGGGGCUGGACCGCAGCAGGUUAAGAGCGGGGGGCAAACACCUGAACCAGGGCGCCUUCUACCUCCCUGCUGCCGUUCGGUUUGUUUGUUGAACAAUGCAGCGACUCCAGCGCACGUUUUUAAGACUCUUAACUCAAUCUAUUUCAUUUUCUACUCUGGUGCCUAAGAGAUGGAUUAUUAAUUAUUCAGAUAGAUGUCUUGCCUGUUGUUUCUUCCCCCGCCAGGCUGGUUUUAGAUCAACACACAGACUGAAUGGACGAGCGUUCAUUACUACACGCUUCACUGCAGCUUUCUUCUAAAGUUCCUGAUUUCUAUGCGUCAUAUUUUAACGGGGCAUUAUACAAUUUAAAAAUGCAUUCUUGCAUUUAUUAAGAUUGUAUUGGGCUGUAUUGGUUUCAUGUGGAUUCAAAUACAGAUGUAUAAAAGCCACAUGUGCUGUACAAUAUAAAGAUUAAUAAGACAAUACCAUGAAUGUGAAUCUUAAUAGAACUUGCAAUGUACAUUAUCUUUAGCAAUAUCUAAUGGACGGUACAUACAUUACUCCUUGAAAGUCUGGACUGAAACAUGUUUAAUAAGCCGUUAGCUUAUUAAACAUUAAACACACAUUAACAUUUGCACAAUUAUUUAUGAAUGUAACUUAUCGUAUUUUGAUGCCAUUUAUUUCGUGGAGCCUCAUGUUAUCGUGUUAGUCCAUCCAGUAAACAGUGUUGACCAUGUGUGCUUGUGUGUUUAAUACUACUGAGCAUGAAUCCUUCAAAAGACACCAGCACUGAGCAGCAACAUAAGCGUGUUACCCGUGUGUGUGUGUUAUGUUAAGUGAGUCCAUACCCUUUUUUGUUGACUGACAAUAAAAGUUUUAACAGUGCUAUGUUUAUUCUGGUUUUCGACCUGGCAAAGUUAAGUAAUUCUUAGGUUUGACAGCCAGGUGGCGCACAAAAGCCGUAUAACGACAAAGGAAACGGCAACGGA
Gadus chalcogrammus (walleye pollock) is the source of this 3744-nucleotide messenger RNA. It is a transcript of the gene fkrp, whose product is annotated as fukutin related protein. Lineage: Eukaryota; Metazoa; Chordata; Actinopteri; Gadiformes; Gadidae. The record is from RefSeq and is a predicted model, not a curated record. The transcript has 2 exons. Gene Ontology annotation, biological process: protein O-linked glycosylation via mannose. Gene Ontology annotation, cellular component: Golgi apparatus. The coding region runs from base 703 to 2304 and encodes 533 amino acids.